AUGCCUCUUACCGCGGUGCGCGUCAUCAGCGGCGUCUUCGGCGGGCAGGAGGAGCGUGGCGAAGGCGAGCGGCUGGCUGACCGUGUUGUGAAGGCGUUUCCCGGUGUGAAGGUCAUACCGCCAACACUCACCGAUGCAAUGCCACUCGUGGAGCGUCUUGCCGGCGUAGACAACGGCUUCCUGUGGGUUGACUGCGGCUACAACAGCAGUGAUGAGGGCACCAUGCUCACUGCGCCGGCUCACCGCCACAGCGUGAACAGCUACCUUGGCAGCGACGCACUGGGAUGGUACUGCAGCGGCUUUAUACCUGCACUUGUACGCCUGCUCCUGCUGCGCGAGGAGACAGGCGCUGCUGCCGCAAUGCCGGAUGCGGUGCGGCUGCAGUGGUUCGCUGUGCGCUCCUUCGACGCCAAAGUUGUGGACUUAGUUGACCCUUUCGUCCCCAGCAGCACUGGGCGCAGCGCACCACAUCGCCCACGCGAAGAUGCCUCCUCCUCUUCUUCCCCCUCCUCCUUUUCUUUAUCGUCGGCGUCGUCGCUGAGGCAUUUGGUGCUUCGUGACGUGCGCGGGUUUCUGGAGCACGUGGAGCGCGUGGCGGCGACACCGUCCUUCAGCCGAGCGCGCGAGCGCCUCUCGCAUGUCUUCUGGCUCACGUGGCGGGGCGUGUCGUGCGUUACGUGUGUCCUGCAUGAGGCGCACACCAGUGGGUUCGCGCGCGUUCUCGACCCCUCUGUCGACCUUCGCGGGCAGCAGGACUACCCGCUGUCCUUCCUGCGUACCAUGCAGGCCGUCAAGGUCGGCUUGUCACUCAACACGAGCGUCUUCCGUGCGUCACGCGUGCUGCCAGAGACCGCGCCGCUAUCGUGCUGGUGUGUGCGCAUCGGCAGCCACCAGUGGGAGGAUCCACUCGGCGUUCUUCCGUUGCUGCAGCGGCUACAAGGCACACCGAAUGGCGGCGAGGCGCUGUCCACGUCGUCGUCGAGUCGCGGCCUCUCGUGUGGUUCCACACAUGAACAGAUAGGGCGGGCGAAACGGCAGAUGUCGAGUCGUGGCAGCACCGUUCGCCGCAUUAUGUCUGUCGAAGCUGCAAUAGGAGAGCAAGACACCGAUGCGGCGGCAGCGGCGUCACGCUGCCUGGCUGUCACACAUACUCGAGAGGUAUUGGUGCUGGAGAAGGAGCGAUUGCAGCACAUGGAGACGGAGGCACGGGAGGCUAAGGAGCGUCGCGUGCUGCUGCAGCACGAGACGGAUGCACUUCGACAGGAGACAUCUGCGCUGCGCGCGCACAUCGACUCGCUGCGUCGCAUCGCGGGGGCAGACAAGAAUGUUCACCAUUGCGCUGUCAGUGGCACUAGUUGGGUAGAACAGCAGCAGCAGCAGCAGUACACUCCACAUCGUGUAGCGGCGCACUACGGGGACGUGGAGGAGCAGUUGCAGCGCCGCCACCAGGCACAGCUGGCGAAGGUAAUCGAGCAGCAGGACAUGGCGCAGGCGCAGCUCAAGCGAUUCAGCGCGGAUCAGGCGGAAAAGCGUCGCGUCGAAGAAGAGAUUGCGCAGGAGGAGCUGCAACGGCUUCAGGAUGACGCUGAUGCUGCCGAGGCUGAGAUACUGCGCCUCCAGCAACACGAGAUGAAGCUUUCUAUGCAACAACGCCUCCAAACAAGCAGUGUCACGUUAACACAGGAGCUGGAUUCGCUACAAGGCAGCGCGGAUGAUGUGGCGAACACGUCACAGCUACUGCUUCUGAAUAGGUCCCGCGAGAUGAGGCGUGUUGAGGCUGAGGUGCAGCUGCUGCAGGACGAGGUGGAUGCCACACGCAAGUGGGUGCUCCGUAUGUCGGACGCGGGAGAAGAAAAAGAGUUGCAGGUCAUGCCGACCUCGCAACACCAGAAGCAGCAACGUUGGCUGCGAAGCGCAGCGUGGCGAACCUUGCAAUGGCGUGAGGCGCUUGGACGCGUGCAACUUGAGGAUGAAUGGCUAGCUGCCCUCCUGGCGUGCUGGAGAUGGCGCAUGCUGGAGUGCUGCGCGCUCACCUCCGCUUCGGCCCCCUCACCACUAAAGACGGCGCUUCGCAAGGCCAACGAGGACUACGCGGCGCUGCAGCAGGAAUGGGAGCAGGAGCAGCGGCUGCAGACGAUUCGUCACCGCCGCGUGGAGGAGGCAGUCGAGGACGCGAAGCGGCACAACGCGGACGUGCAGCGGGAGCUGAGAGAACUGCGGGCGCGGUGCAGCGCAUCCACACGCGAGCAGCAGCGCACCGUCGCGGAGAUGCGCGCGGCAACACAGCGGGCGCUGCAACGCAUUGCAGCCGUCGUGGAGUGGCUCACACGCGAAGAAAACGAGGUGCGCAACAACAACAGCGGAAGCGGGUCAUAUGCCGGUGUGCGUCGGGCGGUGCACGCUGCGCUGCGCGUGGGGUGUCAUCUUGGCCCACGAACCACUCGGCAGAAGACACUUGCAGAGUCGCACGGCGGCAGUCGCGCGCAGGAUGGCUGGUCGGAGGAGUUGACACCGGCGUCGCUCUUGCUGGUGCAGCAGGCGUGCGAUGGUUAUCUGCGUCUCUGCGAGGGCUUAGAGCAACGGCAGAAACUGCGAGGGGAAGUGGACCGCGUGUCGGAGUCGUGUGGCUUGAUGGAGGCGGCGCUGACAAGGACACGACAGCGCAUGCUGCAGGAGCAGCAGACGGUGCGCCAGCUUGCUGCUGUCGCUGCCAAGCUGGAGGAGCUAGAGAGGAACUAG
Molecule: messenger RNA, 2739 nt
Organism: Trypanosoma grayi
Lineage: Eukaryota; Euglenozoa; Kinetoplastea; Trypanosomatida; Trypanosomatidae
Exons: 1
Coding region: 1-2739 (912 amino acids)
Source: RefSeq, a predicted model, not a curated record